GUUUAACUCGCGGAUUCAAGUGUAAGUAAGGUCCUCCGGUUUGGCGCUGCGCUUGGCGAUAUCGUUUUGCUGGUUCGAGUUUUUGGGCACUGGGUUUUUGGCGAGUUUUGCGCGACAAUCGGCUGCAGGUGGUUGUGGACACGCGUGUGCGAUUCGGUAUUUGUGUAGUGUUGCUAGUGUUCUUGUGAAGUGAACGUCAAACAAAACUCUCCAAAAUGGAUGCCAUCAAGAAGAAGAUGCAGGCGAUGAAGCUGGAGAAGGACAACGCCCUGGACCGCGCCCUUCUCUGCGAGCAGCAGGCACGCGAUGCUAACCUGCGCGCCGAGAAGGCCGAGGAGGAGGCCCGUCAGCUCCAGAAGAAGAUCCAGGCCAUUGAGAACGAUCUGGAUCAGACCCAGGAGACGCUCAUGCAAGUCAACACCAAGCUGGAGGAGAAGGAGAAGGCCCUGCAGAACGCCGAAUCGGAAGUCGCCGCUCUGAACCGUCGUAUUCAGCUGCUGGAGGAGGAUCUCGAACGUUCGGAAGAACGUUUGGCAUCCGCCACCGCUAAGCUGUCAGAGGCUUCGGCCGCUGCCGACGAGAGCGAACGUGCUCGCAAGGUUCUUGAGAACCGCGCCCUGGCCGAUGAGGAGCGCAUGGACGCCCUUGAGAACCAGCUGAAGGAGGCCAGAUUCAUGGCUGAGGAGGCCGAUAAGAAAUACGAUGAGGUCGCCCGUAAAUUGGCCAUGGUUGAGGCGGAUCUUGAGCGUGCUGAGGAGCGCGCCGAAGCCGGCGAAGCCAAGAUCGUCGAGCUUGAGGAGGAACUGCGCGUGGUCGGUAACAACCUGAAGUCGCUGGAAGUCUCGGAAGAAAAGGCUAACCAACGCGAGGAAGAGUACAAGAACCAGAUCAAGACCCUCACCACCCGUCUAAAGGAGGCUGAAGCCCGAGCUGAAUUCGCUGAACGUUCCGUUCAGAAGUUGCAGAAGGAAGUCGACAGACUCGAAGAUGAGUUGACGGUCGAGCGUGCCAAGAACAAAAUGCUCCAGGAGGAGAUGGAAGCGACCCUGCACGACAUCCAGAACAUGUAAGCGGCCAGCGAUGGCAACGUGGCGCGGUCACCGUCAGCUGUGGAGGAGCGUAGUUUCCUUCGGGGCCCCCAGUGUGGGGCGUAGCUUGGCGGGGAAUCGAAAAACCCAGAAGUAGCAGUUUGAGUAGAGUGUGGAAGAGAGGACGGUCGGUCGCGAGUACCGAGAGCAGAACACGCGGUGGCACACGGGACGCGGAGUGCGGAACGCAUAUGCCAAAAUCCAUCACAGAAUCACACGCACGAACCAACUUUCACCGUUCACACACACAAUUUUUUUUGUCUGACCCCGUCAUAUGUAACCCAUAACCAGCUAAAUGGCGCUUUCUUGCCGCGUGCGCGCCCGUCUGUCGAGCGACGAACCGUUUUGCGUAAAUUACAAAAUGCGAUCUAGAAUGAGGCAGAAGCAGUCGUGUGAACCAUCCUGUGGAAGGAUCAGCCACGCGUUAGGAAGGCCGCUUUUUUUCUUCUUUACGAUAACAUUCAAAAUCUAAUCACACACGCGAGUGUGUGUGUAUGUGGUUUGUGCGCGAGGGAUGUGUUCUACAAAUGUGGAACAUCGGACACAUCGGGGUAGGGCUCAAAUUUAUUGCUAGUGCACUUUUUUUAUGCAACUGUGUAAUUGCCCGAUGCGUUUCCGUUGUAAGGGCUCGGCACACAGCCCCCUCUGAAGAUCCAUUUCCGCAACAAGUUAUAGUUUGUUUGUUUUCUUUUCAUUUUAAUAUUUCCCACUCUCACCUAGUCGUGUUUGGGUGAUAAGGGGUUUUAGUUUGCAUUUUUGAAUCAGUGCCACCACCGUGCGCAGUUGGCGGCUGAAUCGUCUUAUUUUAGAUAGCAAAUGCGCCAAGAGCGUGCGACGUAAUCAGCCUUAAGGGAGAAAGAAAUGCAGAUGCAUCGUCGAAAGCGAGAUGUUAAAGUACCGUAAUGUUAGCACUCCCAUAUGGUCCAUUCCCACGUUCCAGGUUGUUUUUUUUUACCACUAGGGGUUUCAUCAAAUGCCAUUUCUUUUAACCAUUCCCCCGUGUCCUUUCGGAUUGAGAGAACAUUCCAUUAUCAUUCCGGCAAAAAAGCUACACAUGCGAAGAACAAGUUUGUGCAAGCAUGUGUGCCUUUCGCGCAUUUAUACUCAUCGGUAUCGCCGGCGCUGACAAUUACCGGACAGUGAAGGGUUAUUUUUUUGUUUGCUUAAAUUACAAAAUUUUUUGAAACACAAUUUUUAAAAUUUGUCAUCCAACUGCCCAGGAGCAGUCUACUUAUGUUGCGUUGUAUGCGUAAGCCUAGCAAUACCAUUCCGUUAGCAGGCUUCCGUUGUUCGGAGCUUUUCCGAGCGUUCUUGUCGUAAGAUGUAUUUCAUUGAAUUUAUAACACCGUGUGGUAUUCGGUGUCGUUAGUAUUACGAAGCAUCAGCAGCAUGGACACAUUGAAAACACCAAUCGGACCCCAUUCUCGUUGAUGCUUAUUUUUUCCCCCCACUUUGUUUGGAAUUUAUUCUAGCCUUUGCAAAAUCUUCCCUGUCCCCGUCCGCGGAGCCAACAAAUGCUCGCUGGGAAGUGCAAGAACCGGCGGCAUUUAGCAGACCGUGCAGUAGACAGAGCUCUUUUCUUGAUUGUUGUGCUUGCUUGAAGCGCGUCCGUUGGUGGUCCCGUCGGUGACACGGGGUACGGUCCGAUCGCGGAUCCCUUUUUUUGCGUGCAUCCCCAUCUUCCCUUCUUAAAAAUAAGACAACGGCCUAGCGGGAGGGAUGUAUCGAGAGUAGAGUGAAUAGUUUUCCCCUACCGCGUCAGCGCAUGCCUACGAAAGGUCCUCGAAUGAGCCCGAUCAGAGAAGAAUAUUCCAGGAUGCUAAGAACGCAACAAUAAAAACGUGCCUUUAGGAGAGUUUCAAUUUUCUUAUACUUCAUGCUAGUUUAGAGAUAAGGAGAAACGGAAAAAAGACAAUCUAAAGAACGCGCGUGUGUGUGUGGUUUUUCUUUUAAGACAAGCUCCCCGAACAUUCAACACUUUUACACGAAAACACCGUUACACCACUCGAGAACACACGUCGAACGCAGUCGAAUGCGAAAAAAGAGCGAGAACCCCUUUAUUGUAUUUGAGUGUUUAUAAUAUAUUAUUUUAUCGUAAAUC
Messenger RNA from Anopheles nili, 3189 nucleotides. RefSeq names its product tropomyosin-2 (gene Tm1). Gene Ontology annotation, cellular component: actin filament. Gene Ontology annotation, molecular function: actin filament binding. The coding region runs from base 216 to 1070 and encodes 284 amino acids. NCBI's taxonomy places the organism in Eukaryota, Metazoa, Arthropoda, Insecta, Diptera, Culicidae. The transcript is spliced from 9 exons. The record is from RefSeq and is a predicted model, not a curated record. Gene Ontology annotation, biological process: actin filament organization; muscle contraction.